Molecule: messenger RNA, 5874 nt
Organism: Parasteatoda tepidariorum (common house spider)
Lineage: Eukaryota; Metazoa; Arthropoda; Arachnida; Araneae; Theridiidae
Gene: mbl
Product: splicing regulator muscleblind
Biological process (GO): regulation of RNA splicing
Cellular component (GO): cytoplasm; nucleoplasm
Molecular function (GO): metal ion binding; RNA binding
Source: RefSeq, a predicted model, not a curated record
CUUGUGGAAUCGAGCACACCCACACUACGAAGAAACUCGCACACACGACCGAAAGAUGGCGGUGUCCGUGUAUCUGUCUGCAGACGAUCGUCGGACCACUUAAUCGCAGUUUGAUUCACCUGAAACUCCAUCCCGCUAUCAGCAUCCCCCUGCUCAAACUACCCCCCUGCUAUCCGUCCUUGUCGAUGAUGAAGCGAUGGCCAUGGUGAGCAGCCUGGCAGCCAUCAAAGAUUCCCGGUGGCUCCAGCUGGAAGUAUGCCGGGAGUUCCAAAGGAACAAGUGCACUCGAUCAGACACCGACUGCAAGUUUGCCCACCCUCCCUCACACGUCGAAGUCCAGAACGGAAGGGUCAUCGCCUGCUACGACUCCAUUAAAGGAAGGUGUAAUCGGGAGAAGCCUCCUUGCAAGUACUUUCAUCCUCCUCAACAUUUGAAAGAUCAGCUCUUGAUUAACGGCAGAAAUCACCUCGCUUUAAAGAAUGCCUUGCUGCAGCAGAUACCCCUCCAGCCUCUCUUAACAGGCCAACUGCCCACUGCAGUGGUAAGUGGUCUUCUCUACAGCCAACUGGCCCAACAGCAGCAGCAGCAUUUACAGCAACAGCAACAAUGUGCUGCUGCUUUGAACUUAAUGAACUCAAAUGCUCUGAAGGCAACUACUACGCCAACCUAUUUGCCCGCAAUGGCGUCCACCUUCAGUCCGUACUUGAGCCAUACUCCAAUGAUGACCGGCCUCCUGCCAGCAGAUGCCCUCUCAUCUCAACUCAGUUUAGUUCCUUCGCCUUUGAUGACAGCCGCCCAAAAGCUCCAAAGGACAGAUAGACUAGAGGUGUGCCGUGAAUUUCAGCGUGGCAACUGCAAGCGUACAGAGAGCGAGUGCCGCUUUGCUCACCCUCCCGAGCAUGUGACAGUGGAUAGUGGCGAGGGCACAGUGACUGUGUGCAUGGACUUUGUGAAGGGGCGCUGCACUCGGGACCAGUGUCGUUACUUCCAUCCACCGGCCCAUUUACAGGCACAGCUGAAAGCUGCUCAGACCCGAGCCAGUGCUGCUGCAGUGCCGCACGUGGUUGAGACUUUGAUCGGCAAGAAGCGCCCUCGUGACCCUGCUGAUGACCUCAUUCUGACAUUUCCUGGAAUAGUUCCGUAUGCAAAACGAGCUGCUGUUGAUAAAAGUGGCCUUCCAGUUUAUCAGCCAACUGGAGCAGCCUAUCAGCAGGCUUUGGCCAUGCAGGUCCAACAACCUUUCGUGCCUGUAACUUUUGCUGGACACCCUGCCACUGUGCCGAGAUUUUAAAUCCGGUCUUUGUAAGAGGCCACAGUGUCGCUAUGUUCAUCUUUUAGAAGAUUACGUGGAGGUGGUUGAUGGAAAAGUGACCGUGUGUCGUGAUGCCGUGAAGGGGAAGUGCGGACGCCCACUCUGCAAGUACUACCACAUACCUCUGUCCACUCCAUUCUUGAACAGCGUGCUGUGACUUCAUCCUCUUCUUUAACAAAUCUUUUCUCUCUGCGUCAUCUAUAUAAAAAAUAAAAAUACAAACAGUCCUUCUGUGAUAAACAGAUUUAUUUUCUUGAAAAAAUUCAGUGACUAGUCAUUAAAAGAUGGACAAAAAGGUCACUCCCUUCACUGUGCCAUGACUGCCUCCAAGAUAUAUUGUCUCCUCACACCCUCUAAUCCUCACUUGUUGAAUUUUCAGAUGAUUAUUAAAAAAAAAAAGACUGCAAGCAAGUGUAAUUGGAUUCUCCUUUUGUUUGAUUACACUUAAAACAGUGUUGUGUUUCGUAUUAAGUUGUUACGUUGAUUAACUGUUAUUCUUUUUGAAGAUUCAAAUCAGUGUUUCCCAAACUCUCUGAUACCUGGAAAACUGCAGAUGUGUUGUGUUUUGGUCAGGAACGUUUUUCAAUUUAGCCUGUUUCAUUUCUUCGCUUUUUUUACAGUAAAACUAAACCAUGGAAUGGGAAACUACAUGUGAAGAAUAUCAACUGAUAGAGUAUGGAAGAAAGAAACGACUAUCAAAAUUUUAAUCUCAAUAUUUUUAAUUGGUAACAUUUUGUCUUUCUUCAUUUUAAUGUCAAAAAUGUGAUGUCACAAAUUCAAGGUGGCAAAUGUUAAAAAUUUAGAUUUAUCUUUUUAUUUUAUUUUAUGAAUAAGUUAAAUAUAAUGCCAAUGUUAACGAGCCAAGGGCAACAAUCAAUGGGAAAAAAAUUUAUGGAAUUGUUUAUAUUAAUCUAUAUUACAAGUUACUGUAAAUCAAAUCCUUUGUGUAUUACAUUGAACAUUGUUUGAGAAAUUCUGUAACAAUGCUCUCUAUUACAAGUUACUUGAAAUAAUAUCCUUUGUGCACUCGAGAGCAUUGUUUUAAGAAAUUCUGUUACAACGCCCUCUAUUACAAGUUACUUGAAAUCAAAUUCUUUGUGCACUCGAGAGCAUUGUUUUGAGAAAUUCUGUUACAAAGCUCUGUAUUACUAGCUACUUGAAAUCAAAUCAUUUGUGCAUUAGAGAGCAUUGUUGGGAAACUCUGCCUCCUUGCUAUAGUUGACGCAAUUAUAAUAGAUGUUUCAACAUUACUGCUAUUCGGUUUAAAAUGUUUAAAGAAGUAAAUUCUUUUUUUUUUACUUAAACUUAAUAUGUUUCUGAUAGAAAAUUCAACGCAUUUAGUGUGUUACAGGGGUAACCGGUGAAUGAAAUAAUUAAUUCUGUAUCUUUCAUGCAUCUACUUAAGUUGCGUUGAGUAUAGUGUUAAAAUAGCAACUGAAAUUCAAUUUCAUUUACAAAAUGAAAUAUUGUUUUUAUAUUUCAUUAAAUGCAUGCAGAAUGUUUUGGUUGAAACUUUGUUGUGCAAUUUUUAUAUUUUAACUGAAUUUUCAAAUGUAUGUAUGACCUGUUUUAUAGUUUAUUAUUUAUAUUUCAUUUUUUAAAAAAAUAUAUAUAUUUCUUUUCAUUUAGUAGAGCAUCAUUACUAUUACAUGUUUUAUGCUUUAAGUGUGGAAAAAUCAUGAAGUUCGUUAUAAAUGAAAAUAUAUCUACUCUAUCUAUCUAUCUAUAUAUAUAUGUAUAUGUACGUAUGUGCAUUAGAAUUACUUUGCAUUUAUGUUUGUGUGUGAGUAUCUAACUCAUUCCAAUUGAAUUUGUAUAGUUGUUUGUUUUUUUUCCUUUCGAAACAAAACUAGUCUGAUGUGUUAAAUCAAAAUGUUUUUAUAAUGAUAUGCUUACGAAAUUUUAAUAUUUGUUACGUUUCUAAUCAAAACUAAAACGUAUAGGAAAAAAUUAAGUAAAAACAAAUAUGGUUGCCAUACAUACACAUUAGGGUAAUAAAAUUAUUUUUAUGUGAGGUAAACACGAAAUGAUGGUAUGUGUUCUUCAAAAACGUUUCAUUUUUUGAUGGUUUUACUAUUUUUAAUGUUUCUAAAUGUUUAGCAUUUGUUAAAAUAGCUAAGUGAAAAAAAAUAAAUAUGUCGUCCAAAGUUGCCUUCUUUUUUAACCGUGUAGGUAGGCUGGAUUAAUAAUUCAGUUGUAAACCUAAAACUGAAUUAGUAAUUCUAAAUUUUAAAAUUAUUAAACGGUUCCUUUCAUCGAAAAUUGAGUCUUUAUACUUUUGGUUUUGUAACUUACAAUACCAAACAUUAAAUGAAUAAGUAGCUGGAUGUUUUAAAAAAACUAAACUGAAAUAUAAUCUUGUGCUGUUCAAAACAAUAGUUCUUAGGUAAGAUUAUGUUUUACACAUAUGUAAAGCCUCCAGAUGAUUAUCAUCAGAUCUAAUUAUCGUCCUUUUUUUUAAAAUUAACAAAAGUAUCCUUUCCCAUUUUAGAAGCGGGCCCGAAAAAAUACGCUUUAAUAAUUUUUUUAUGUUAACUUAUUAUAAUUUAAUUAUUUCUCAGUGUGAUGAGAAAAAUAUUAAUUUGCAUUAAACAUUAAGCUACUAAGAAAAUUAAAAAUAAUGUUUACAAAAUUGUGUAGUAAUUUUGAUAGUGUAAUAAUCUCUUUUGAAAAUAAUAAAUAAUAGCAGGUUUUAAACUCUCUCAAUGGAAAAAUCUUUAUUAUUAUUAUUUACAAGUGUGAACUAAAAAAUUUAAUUUUAAAUUAAACUUCGAACUACCUCGGGUAUAAAUGUUUUGGUAAGGAUUUUUUUUUUAAAUAAUUAUUGUUUAUACUUUUAACACUAGCAUUUUGGAUUUUUAAUGCUAUAAUUUCAGUGUUUUUUCCCAAGCUAAUUUAAAUUAGUUUGGAAACAAUCAUAACAUUUCUGACACUAUUUUGCAAGUUGUGCAACUCUGAUCUAGCCUGUUCAGAAAAUUGUAAAGCAAAACUAUUGCUUUGAGCAGCACUGUUAAAUAUGUGUAAAUACUUUGCUAUACCUUUCUAAUGAUUGGUGUUCUUUAAAUAAAUAAACAAACAUCCUAACCCGACAUAUUAUUUAUGGCAGUACUUGUUUUGAGUUCUCUUGAAAGUAUUGCUGCCAGAGGUCUACAGAGUUGGGGUUUCCGGCCAUUUGAGUAUUGUUUUUAUGCCAUUUCACAGAUUUCUAUUUUAAGAUUGAAAGUGAGAAAUAUAUAUUAUGAAUACUAGUACAACACUUAUCACCUAUGUAAUGUUUUGUCAAUAAAUGUUUAAAUGCAAAUUUUGUUAAUAAUCAUCAAAUAAAUGUUUUGUUUUAAUUUUUUUUCAUUACCUGUGCCAUAACUAAACAAUAUUAUGUUUAUGCCACGCCUUCAUAUUUUAUAAAAUAAUAAUCUAAAUUCAAUGCUUGAGAUCAUAAGUUAAUUUUUUAUGAAUAAUAAAGUGUGUUUUAAUCUGAUAAAACAAGAUGGCUUUUCAUCUUUACCCUAUUUUCAUCAUUCUGAUUUUAAAAAAAUUUAUGAUUACUUUAACCUUCAGUACUUUAUUAAAUUCUGAUAUAGUGUGUAGUUUAACAUUUUAAUAAUUAUAAUUCCAGUUAGUGAAAAAUUAAAUCUCUAAUUUAUUACAAUAAUAUUUUGUUAUCACUGAAUUUCAUCUUUCCUUAAAGGAAAAUGACAAUUGAGGUUUUACAUACUACUAAAUAAUGCAGGGAGAACACACAUUCGCAUUAAUGGGCAAUGAUUAGAAUUUUGUCUUUGAAAUAUUUUGUUAGUUCAAACAUAUUUUUUUUGUUCAAUAUUUCAUCUAGAAAAAUUAUUUAAAAAAAAAAUUCAACUUUUAAAACUCUUAAAAUCUGAGCAUUUUUAUCCUAAUUCAAAACUAUUCAUUUUCUUUUUACUGAAUUAAAUUCAUUUUAGUUCGAUUAUCAUUUUCAAUUGAAAAAGUAGGAAACUGUAUUUCUAAAUGGUUAAAGAGUUGUACAUUGAAAAUUGUAUAACUUUUAUAUAGCGAUUAUUAUAAUGUUUUAGAAUUGAAAUUGUCCUACAAAUGUAUAUGCAUGAUUUUUAUAACUAUAAUGUUUAUAAUUUUUCUAAUUAAGUGUUUGUUGUUAUGUCUCACAAAAAUGAUGGUUGCUUUAUUCAAAUCUAUGGCGUUUCGGGAUCUAUUUUUGUACAUCCCGGGGCAGUAUUUUUAUGACCUAAAAUUUAAAAAUAAUCUUAGCUUACAUAAAAGCAAUUGAAGUUAUUGUAAUAAAUUACAAUGUGUAAUUUUUAUUUUUUAUGUAAAAAAAAUAUAUAUUAAAAAAAUUUUAUGUUAAAAAACUUGAUGGAUUUUAUAUAGUUUACAGAUUUUUGUUGUUUAUAAAUAAUCUUUAUGAAUUGGGAGCUAUAAGUAUAGAAUGUAUUUGUGUAUGUAAAUUAACAUUUAAUUGCAAUUAUUAUUCUAAUUGUUGAAAAUCUAAAAGAGAUAAUCUGUUACAGAUCCCUUAGUUGUUAAUUAGUAAAUAAAUUUUAACAAAUUUUUCAUCUCUUACAACAAAA